This is a messenger RNA of Ilex paraguariensis (yerba mate), 873 nucleotides long. NCBI's taxonomy places the organism in Eukaryota, Viridiplantae, Streptophyta, Magnoliopsida, Aquifoliales, Aquifoliaceae. The record is from the annotation of a GenBank genome assembly.
CACACACACACACACACACAGUGAUAUUGAUAGCAGUCGCAGAUAUUGGUUUUGGGCUUGAAUGGCGGCCCCGGAGAACGCGACAGGAUCGAGUCUGCGUCUCGCCUUUGGAAAUGUUCUCUCAUUCUUCAUUUUGCUUCUGAUCGGUGUUCUAGCAUUUUCGAUCCGACUCUUCUCAGUCAUUAAGUACGAGAGGGUUAUUCAUGAGUUCGAUCCUUAUUUCAAUUACAGAGUUACUCAGUAUCUUGCAAAGAAUGGGAUAUAUGACUUUUGGAAUUGGUUUGAUGAUCGGACCUGGUAUCCGCUUGGGCGUGUGAUUGGUGGAACUGUUUACCCUGGAUUGACGUUGACGGCAGGCACCUUGUGGUGGAUACUGAAUUCUUUAAACAUUCCUCUAUCUGUGGAGACUGUUUGUGUAUUUACUGCUCCAACAUUCUCUGCUAUUGCUGCUUGGGCUACUUUCCUUUUGACGAAGGAAGUUAAGGGCACCGGUGCUGGACUGACUGCUGCAGCUCUUUUGGCCAUGGUUCCAUCCUAUAUAUCUCGCUCUGUGGCUGGCAGCUAUGACAAUGAAGCUGUUGCUAUAUUUGCUUUGAUCUUCACUUUUUAUCUCUAUAUAAAGACACUGAACACUGGAUCCCUCUUUUAUGCUACUUUAAAUGCGAUAGCAUACUUUUACUGGUCGCUAUUCCUCUCGGCUGUACAUUGCAUAUGCUCCACUUGUAAGUAUGUGGUGCAUUGAAGGAAGUUGAAUUAUAUUCUAAAACAGUUUUAGAGUAUCCAUUUAUCAUGAAAGAUUAGAAAAUACUUGGGAUUACUUUUUAGAAUCUUGGCUAUAUAAGGAUAGACUUUAAACAUGUUUACUUUUUAUUA